Messenger RNA from Phyllotreta striolata, 1103 nucleotides. The record is from the annotation of a GenBank genome assembly. Lineage: Eukaryota; Metazoa; Arthropoda; Insecta; Coleoptera; Chrysomelidae.
CUCAACGAGCGCUUCAGAUAGCGUGCGAAUUCCCGGUCCGGGAAGGCUCGCUAAACACGUGAAAACCCCUCGAGGAGAAUCGGUCGAGUCGGAUGAGCGUGCUCGAAUUGUCGAGGAGUUACUUUUUCGCGCCGGGAAAUUUUUUUCCCUUCACCACCGCUCGACUUGAGCAGGUUUGAGGUUUUUCGAGAUAAUAAAAACUAUUACACACUAUAAAAUAAACGAAUCUACUUUAUAAGUUAAAUAAGUGUUGUGUAAAUAGCAAUUAAAAUAGAGUGAAUUUAGUAGUAAAGCGAAUAAAUUAAGUCGCUUUUUGGACAGGUAGUAGCGUGUUAGUUGGGAGCAUUUCGAGAAAAUUAUGUAACUUUAUUCGUUUGCUCUUUGCCGGACAAGAUGAACAGUGUUUUCGCUUUAGCAUUCGUCGCUAUUAUAGCUUUUUGUGGCGGCCUGACGGCACCGGCUUGCGUAUGUGACAGAAGAGAGUGCGAAAUUAUCAACGAAAUCGAUUGUCCUGGAUUGGGUGUCGUCGUUUGGGACCCCUGCAAGUGUUGCCAAGAAUGUGCGAAGACUGAAGGAGAGCCAUGCGGUGGGGAUCUGGGCUUUAGCGGAACUUGCGAGCCCGGACUUUCUUGCCAACAACCCGGACCAUCGCCGAGCGAAGGGAUUUGCAGGCCGAUCAUAUUCGACAUACAGGAAGACACAUGAAAUAAAUUCCACCAAUUUUCUAUUCCUAAUUUGUGAGAAGCAACGACUGUCUGAUUGGCGAAGAUGCGGGUGAACCUGAGGAAAGCCCAAAUGUAUUCCUCACGGAAAACAUUAUCAAAAACUCGUUUGUGAAUAGUGUUAAGUCGGACUUGUUAUCUGCUUACAAUGUGCAGGAGAAGACUUUUGUUCGACCACUGUCGGCUUAAUCUUUAUUUAAACGCUAUUCGUGACUGCUAUCUAAAUUUAAUGUGUAAAUUUGUGACAAUACUUUUAGGACAUACCAAAAAUAUGAUUUAUGUUAUAUUAAUGUACCAUAAAUAUAUGUAGUUUCGAUUUCUUUCCCAGUUUCCGAGGAAGCAUGUAACCAAUAAAACUGUUUUAUUUAUUUACAAAAGGUC